This is a messenger RNA of Carcharodon carcharias (great white shark), 1366 nucleotides long. RefSeq names its product glycoprotein hormone subunit alpha 2 (gene gpha2). The transcript has 4 exons. The coding region runs from base 98 to 493 and encodes 131 amino acids. Gene Ontology annotation, molecular function: hormone activity; hormone receptor binding. Gene Ontology annotation, biological process: cell surface receptor signaling pathway. The record is from RefSeq and is a predicted model, not a curated record. Lineage: Eukaryota; Metazoa; Chordata; Chondrichthyes; Lamniformes; Lamnidae. Gene Ontology annotation, cellular component: extracellular region.
AGUACUUUAUCUGGGAUUUAUCUCAGCAGCACAGACAGGGUUAGAGAGAGAGAGAGAGAGAGAACAAAAGAUUGAUCAGUUGCAGAGGGAUUCUGAGAUGUCGGGACUCCAGGAUCUGAGCAUAUCCGGACUGAUCCUGGUGCUGCUGCUGGUCUCAGUGAGUUUGAGUCCCGACCCUGCGGAGCCAGAGCCUGGCUGUCACCUUUACCCUUUUAAUGUGACCAUCAAGAGCGACCAGCGGGGUACGUGCCGGGGGUCUCAGCUGAUCCAGGCCUGUGUGGGUUACUGCGAAUCCAGCGCUUUCCCCUCCAAAUAUUCGGUGCUGAUGGCGAGUGGCUUCAAACACAACAUCACCUCUGUAUCACAGUGCUGCAUCAUUCGCAAGAUGCAGAAGGUGAGAGUCAGGCUGUUCUGCGGCCCCAGGAGAGAAGAGAUCGAGAUCUUCACGGCCAAGUCCUGCUCCUGUGACAUGUGUCGACUGUCCCGAUACUGAGGACCUCCACGCAACUGCCCCCCAAUGACCCCCCCCCCCCCCACAACAGGGCAUUUCUGACUGUACUGGAGCCCAGGAUCCUCAAAGACUUUCAUUUUUAUAGCACCUUUCACAGCCUUGAGAUGUCCCAGGCUACCUUGCAACCAAUGAAGUACUUAUUGAAGCGUAGUCACUGUUGUAAUGUAGGGAGCACGGCAGCCAAUCUGCGCACAGCAAGAUCCCACAAACAACAGUGUGGUAAUGACCAGAUCAUGUGUUUUUAGUGAUGUUGGUUGAGGGAUAAAUAAAUAUUGGCCCCAGGGAGAGUUCCCCUCCCCUCCUCCCCCUCUACUGCUUCUCUUCCAACAGUGGCCAUGGGGCAAAAGGGGACAUUGGUUUAAUGUCUCAUCUUGAAAGAUGGUCCCUCUGACAGUGCCGCACUCUCUCUGUACUGCACCGGGAGUGUCAGGCCUGGAUUAUGGGCUCGAACCCAUGACCUCGGAGAGGGGGUUGGGGGGGUGGUGGUGAGGGAGUGAUACCAGCUUGAGCUGUGACUGACACCUGAUACUUUAAAAGGCGGAGCCCAGAUCUCUGGGUGGAAAUGAUCUGUUGUCUCAUUUGGCAACAUCACAUUGAGCUAGGAUUAGAUAAACCUGGUGCCCCCAGACUGUAACGUGACUCCGGGACAGAUCUCCUCUACUCUAUUCCACUGUGACUCAGUUACUUUAUACUGCAUUUGUCACUGAACAUCGUGCGUGACUGUUAAUCAACCCUUGUACCAUUCACCCUUUACUGAGGCCUGUGAUGCUUCUCUCUGUGGGAGGAUUGCUGUAGAAAGAUCAAAUAUUUGUGCAAAGUCUAUUGUUCCUGGAUCAAUAAAAUUCAAUCACAGUA